AAGUUUUUAUUACACAUCGAAAGAAACCUUCGUUCAGAUUGUCGCCUUUCUGAAUCUUCUAGAACGAUGAAGCUUGCACUCGUGGUUCCAAUAAUGCUGGCGCAUUUUCUUGUCACCGACGCCUGUACUGAGAUUAGAUUGACCGCCGAGGACAAAACUGUUGUAAUCGGGCGGAGCAUGGAGUAUAUUUUCGAUCUCCUGCCGAAUGUCGUGGUGGAGCCAAAGGAUCACCCCCAUACUGUAGAGCUGCCAGAGACGUGUUCCCCUACUUCACCAGCAAUAUCCUGGACCAAUAAAUACAAGAUCAUUUACCUUGACGCUUGGGAGAUGCCUUACGCAACUGACGGCCUAAAUGACGCUGGACUUUCCGCGGGUGCACUCUUGUUUCCUAGUUUUACCAAAUACCAGACCGUCCCCAAAGACAAAUGUGGUGCGGCCAUUUCCAACUCGGCGUUCCAAUCAUGGAUUCUAGGCAACUUCGCAACUGCUCAAGAGGUGCGAGAGGCUUGGAAAAAGGACUCGUUCCCACUUGUGUGGGGACAAUCUAUGAACGGGUUCAUCUCUGAAUUACACUGGUCUAUCAACGACAAAACUGGUGACGGCGUCGUUAUUGAGUACACCGAACAGGGACCAAAACUGUACGAUAAUACAAUUGGUGUCGUCACCAACUCCCCACCCUAUGACUUCCAAGUGAUGAACCUCCGCAAUUACGUCCAACUUUCCAAGUUCGCCCAUGAUCCUUUGGUUUUGGGUAAAACAACGUUCCCUCCCACUGGCCAAGGAAGUGGACUCCUUGGUGUCCCAGGAGAUUUCACUCCCCCUUCGAGACUAGUACGUUCUGCGGCUAUGGUGCACUUUGCUAAUCCAGUCAAGAAAAGCGAUGAGGCGGUGAACUUGGCUUUCCACAUCAUGAACACUGUUGAUAUUCCUCGCGGAGUCUCUUCAUCCCAUGAUCAUGAAAGUACGCCAGGCUACACUUCGUGGGUUGUGGUCAAGGACCUCACCAACAUGGCAAUGUACUUUCGCACUUAUGAAGAUCUCACUAUCCGUGUGGUGUAUCUUGACAAAUUAACCCCUAGCGAGAAGUUGAAAUUCAAGAUUGGAGGCCCUGUUGGCGGCUUUGUAGACGUAACCGGAGAUCUUAAGCCUGCUCAUGCGCGUACUGAACUUUAAGGAAGCUUUUUGUUUCAGCGUCCAAUUCAGUUAGGUAACUUACAUGAGGUAUAUGAACUGAAACGCGCGCUCGAUUUCAAUGUUUAUCCCGCUUGGGGCUUUACUGUGCUGGUGUUGGGAAUAGUCAUUUUUUGAAGCGAAGGUGUUUUUAAGGAGAUCUUAGGAUGGGUCUCUUAAAUGUAAUUCUUGUCGUUUUGAAAUAAAAGUCUUUAUCAUU
Messenger RNA from Stylophora pistillata, 1390 nucleotides. RefSeq lists its product as uncharacterized. The record is from RefSeq and is a predicted model, not a curated record. Lineage: Eukaryota; Metazoa; Cnidaria; Anthozoa; Scleractinia; Pocilloporidae.